Molecule: messenger RNA, 567 nt
Organism: Telopea speciosissima
Lineage: Eukaryota; Viridiplantae; Streptophyta; Magnoliopsida; Proteales; Proteaceae
Exons: 1
Coding region: 1-567 (188 amino acids)
Source: RefSeq, a predicted model, not a curated record
AUGCCGACCAUGGAACAAUAUGUGGGUACCACAGAUCCAGAGGAUCACUUGGAAACCUUCAAGUCCUUGCUGUUCUUUCAGGGUGCCUCUGACGCAAUCAUGUGUAGAGCUUUUCUGUCCACUCUGAAAGGGGCGGCACGACAGUGGUUCUCAAGACUUCCCCCAUGCUUUCUUUCUAAUUUUACUGAUCUGGGGAGGGCUUUCUUGGCUCACUUUGUGAGUAGUAGAGUCCACAAAAAGACAGUCGUCAAUUUGCUAGCCAUAAAGCAGUGCCGCGAUGAGUCAAUCAGAGACUUUCUGACAAGAUUCAAUAAAGCAGCCUUGGAAGUACGUAAUCUGGAUCAGACGGUGAUGUUUCAAGCAUUACAUAGUGGCAUUCGAGAUGUAGAGUUAAAAAAGUCUUUGAUUAUGGAUGAACCAGGGGAUAUGUAUGAGUUAUUCUCGUGUUGCGAGAAAUACAUCAAUUUAGUUGAAGUUCUCACAGCAGAGAAGGAAGAUAAACCCGAGAAGAAAGGCCAAGAAAAGAAAGACGAGUCAGUUCGGGAAGCCGGUUCAAAGCGCAACUGA